AUUUCUUGGAUUUUUCCUCCGGGUCAUUCACAGGAGAAAUAGACUUUCGAAUCAGCUGCAGGCGACGGUAGUCACCGCAACCUAGAUUUUGUGAUUGCUGAAGAGGAAGAAGCGAUCCUUCGCCGCCGAACGAUGGAAUCCACGGCGAGGAGUGGUGGGCGCGGUCUCUGGGAAUCUCUGUACCGUGUGCUCAUGCGCCGGAACUCCGUCUACGUCACCUUCGUUGUCGCCGGAGCUUUCGCGGGAGAACGGAUUGUAGACUAUGGUGUCCACAAGCUUUGGGAGUACAAUAAUGUUGGGAAGAGGUACGAGGACAUUCCAGGCUUGGGGCAACGGCAAUCUGAAGAAUGAUUCAUUUACUAAGUAUGUGGUAUCGUAUACUUCGGGAUUCAAUGUUAAAUGAACUUUCUUUUGAAUAACUUUUUGUCUGCCAGCAAA
Molecule: messenger RNA, 438 nt
Organism: Dendrobium catenatum
Lineage: Eukaryota; Viridiplantae; Streptophyta; Magnoliopsida; Asparagales; Orchidaceae
Product: cytochrome b-c1 complex subunit 9
Exons: 3
Coding region: 133-351 (72 amino acids)
Biological process (GO): mitochondrial electron transport, ubiquinol to cytochrome c
Source: RefSeq, a predicted model, not a curated record